Sinocyclocheilus anshuiensis is the source of this 980-nucleotide messenger RNA. RefSeq names its product N-acetyltransferase 6-like. Gene Ontology annotation, cellular component: cytoplasm. NCBI's taxonomy places the organism in Eukaryota, Metazoa, Chordata, Actinopteri, Cypriniformes, Cyprinidae. Gene Ontology annotation, biological process: protein acetylation. Bases 60 to 773 code for a protein of 237 amino acids. The record is from RefSeq and is a predicted model, not a curated record. Gene Ontology annotation, molecular function: acetyl-CoA binding; N-acetyltransferase activity. The transcript is spliced from 2 exons.
CACUCGAAGAAGAAGGAGAUUCAAAAGACAGCUGCUGUGACAGCGAUAAAGUUUUCAGCAUGUGCGAUGGCGACAUCAGCUGCGCAGUCGUUCGAAUCGAACCUCUUCACAAGCGCUGGGACCUCGUGGAGGUGUGUGCGGAAUUACUCAAUGCCCAAUGGCAGCGCAGCAUGGGGGCGCGAAUCCACUCGCUCCGUCAGUCGAGCCACAGCUAUCCGGUGUGUAUCUUGCUGCUCAGUGGAGAGAGGCGGAGUCAGGACGAGAAGCUAAUAGGCCACGCCCGCUUGUCCCAUGUUCUGGGGAGUCAUAGUCUGUUUGUGGAAUCGGUUGUGGUGUGCAGCACAUUACGAGGGAAGGGUUACGGCCGUAUCCUAAUGGAGGGGGUUGAAUGGUAUGCCAAAGAACGGGGCUGCACCCGAUUGUGCCUUACCACCCAUGAUAAACAACACUUCUACGCCCAUCUGGGGUUUGUGCUGUCCAAACCUGUCCAAAGUGUCGGGACUCUGGCCUCCUUCAUGCCCAUGGAGUUGCUGCACAAGUUCUGUAGAAGCGCAGAGAACGAGGAGGAAGGGAGGAAGAGUGAUUCUAAGUUUAACAAUCCUGCACCAUCUACACCUUCCAUUUUACCUCCACCUCCUCCUCCCCCUAUUUCUGCUCCUCCACCUCCUCCUUGUCCUCCGUCAUCCUUGGCUCCAGUUAAUCAGACUCUGGAGCAAACGCCGUACACCGACAACAGAGGGCUGCCCAUCUUCUGGAUGCACAAGGACAUCUGAGACUCAUGCUACACUCCUUCUGUCUGUAAUUAUUCAGGGAUACACAAACACGGUGUUUACGGGACAAGAAGGAUCUUGUAAACCUGAACUGUAUUAACUCAAAUACUGUGACAAUCUGAAUGUGCCUCAAUACCAAAGUUUACUUUGUGUUUUAGCUACUAUUUAUUGAUUAUUUUUUUUUAAUCAUUGAAAGGUAAAUCUUUGUAA